GGCUACAGUGCGUAAUGCGCCGUCCCCUUGAGCACGCAUUGUCCUGAGCUCUGGGAGAGGUUGAAACGGGGCAGGGUAAAAAAAAAAAAAAGAAGCAGGCUGCGCUUUUAAAAGACCCGGGGAGACUAUAAAAGUAGUUUCAUGCCCGCUGCAGUGAAGGCUCGGCUCGCUAUGCGCAGACACACGGAGGUAGGCAGAGCAGAUAGACAGCAACACACACACCUAACACCCACACACACAGUAUUUAAGGUUUAUUUUCACAUGUGGCUCACUGUCAAAGGUAGUGCCUAAAGAGAAGCGUGCAUUUAUGGGGCAGUAAUUUUCUUUCUUAUGGUUUUUUGCAGCGAAACCAGAGUCAGGCAGUGUUUUAGUAAACUGCAUGUUUUCCACUUUAGUGAAUAGGAUGCUCGUCUUCUCCAGCCAACCCGGGGCUGUUUGACACAUUUCCGCCACCGAGCUGGAUCCACUAACCGGUGUGUUUUCUUACCGGGGGAAGCUGGGCUCAUUUCAACUUUUCUGGCUGUACCUUUGAUGCCACGGAAAUGGAGAGCGUGUCCGCGCUUUGUAGUAAAAGUUUGCCUUGGACGCUGCUGGUCCUCGCGCUGAGCUCUGUGUCUGUGCACGCGACCUGGAAGACCGGGCUGUACAAAACCUACUCAGCCUCCUCAGUGUACCAGAAAAGGAACUGGUGUCCUCACACGGUCACUAAGACAGUGACCUGCCAGGUGCAGAACGGGACCGUGCUACAGCGGGUGUACCAGACGUGCCGCUGGCCGCAGGGAUGUACAGGAGGAAGCUACAGGACCGUGGUCAGACCUUCCUAUAAAGUGGUGUAUCGCACUGUGACCUCUCUGGAGUGGAAAUGCUGUCCAGGAUUCAGCGGCGCGGCCUGUGGAGAAGGUAAGUGGAGACAGAAGGACUCUGGUCCAGGACCAGUGCAGGCGGAGGUGGUGGCCAUGCGCUGGGGAGGCUGGUGGGUCGGGGGCCGGGAGCCAGAGGGGCCCCGGGGGUGA
Molecule: messenger RNA, 1013 nt
Organism: Notothenia coriiceps (black rockcod)
Lineage: Eukaryota; Metazoa; Chordata; Actinopteri; Perciformes; Nototheniidae
Gene: emid1
Product: EMI domain containing 1
Exons: 4
Coding region: 543-1013 (156 amino acids)
Molecular function (GO): protein binding
Source: RefSeq, a predicted model, not a curated record